Messenger RNA from Linnemannia hyalina, 1311 nucleotides. The record is from the annotation of a GenBank genome assembly. Lineage: Eukaryota; Fungi; Mortierellomycota; Mortierellomycetes; Mortierellales; Mortierellaceae.
AUGCAGAGCUUCUUCGCAAAGGCAGCUGCAGGAGGAGAUGAAAAAGGAGGAGGAAGAGAAAGCGAGUCGGAGCUGAACCUGAUGUCGCAGUUGGACAAGCUUGAGCAUGAGCUCAUCCAGAAGCGGGCGUUUGUUGGUGUGGCGCCACUUCGAGGCAACUCACUCGACACCCAGUGGGUUGCGGCGAUGUCGAUCGGUACCCCACCGCAGGAGUUCUCGGUCGUGUUUGAUACUGGAAGCGGUGACCUCUGGGUGUCGUCGGUGGGCUGUACCUCUAGGGUCUGCAACUCCCAACGUCGGUUCAGUCCUAGUCAGUCAAGUAUAAUCUCGUUUCAAAUGGACAACACGCGAUGGCAAAUCGCUUACGCCGACACCUCGCAGGCAUCAGGAAUACUCGGGGUUGACAACGUCACAGUAGCAGGGAUCAGUGUCAGCAAUCAGACAUUCGGCCUCGCCUCCAUCAACGCCGGACCUGUACCUCCCUCAGGCACCUCAGGCUUUGAUGGAAUCAUGGGACUAGGCUUCGAAGGCACUUCGGACAUGAAGGGGUUCAGGUCACCAAUCACAAACAUGAUGCUCCAAAACCAAAUCGACCAGGCCAUCGUUUCCGUCUGGCUGAACAAGGCAUCGGAGCAGGACGCGAAACUUUCCAAUGGCGGGGAGUUUAUUUUCGGAGGCGUCGAUCCUUCGCUCUACACAGGAUCAAUCACCUACCUUCCCGUCACCUCGGACAGCCAAUGGCAAGUUGCGGUCGAUGAAGUAUACAUCGGGCGCAAGGAACUCGCUGUCUCUAAAUCCUCAUCCUACGCGGUUGUCGACACGGGAUCAUCCUACAUCUUGCUCCCGGAUUAUCUGGCAACUGCAUUCCAUCGGGCGAUCCCCAAUUCGCAGUAUGACAAGGACCUGGGCUGGAUGAUCCCUUGCACAUUGGCAAAGUCAACCUCUGUUGGCGAUCUCACGUUUGUGCUGGGUGGGCAAAAGUUUGCAGUGCCCCUUUCCGACAUUGUCAUCCUCGAGUCAGGAUUCAAGGGCAUUUGCCUCUCUGCCGUCGACUCUUGGAGCGAGGCUACCAACGGGCAUUCAAGCGAGUCGCAAAUCCUGCUGGGAGACCUGUUUAUCAAGAACCAUUACAUCGUAUACGACUUUGCGGAUCGGCGGAUUGGAUUUGCUCAAAAGGUGCCAUUGGCCCCAGGCGGAAUCGGACUCAACGCUCAAAACUCUGCGCCCUCUACAUCAUGGACUCGGGAGGAGCAUUGGGCAAUAAUGGCGUUGAUGACGACUGCAGCCAUAAUUGCGACGUCGUUGUUGUAG